AGGAACCAAAGGGCUGGGCUUUGGCUUAUUUUGAUGCUGAUGCUGCCUUUGGAGCCACUUUUUGGACAGAAUGGAGCAGGAAGGAUCCAGGCCUGGAGGUGACAAAGGAUCCCCCGAAAAGGCUUUGCCACCAGAUGAGCGAGAAGCCCUACGCUGCGAGGAGCACAUCACGGCACUGCUAGUGACGGUGUCCCGCCUUCACGGACACAUCCAAUGCCUCCAGCGGGAGAAAGACAGGGAGGAGGAGGAAGAGUUUUCCGACCUCUGCUCCGAAUAUACAGCAAGCCUCCCACGAUGCAGUGUGCCGUUUCUGCACCCGGAAGCGACGAUGCCUCCUCUAGAGAAAAGGCAUCCAGACCUUUUCCUCGCCGCCCUCCAAGCUGUCUCCUCCCUCGAGAACACAGUCUUCUCCCACCGCAGCCGUCGGCCCAGCACCAGAUCUAGAACAGAGGGCGGUCCCAACGCAGCCAAAGCCCAGGGCUUUGAUGAGAGUCUGGCGGGCUCCCAAACAGGUCACCAAGGUCGGCAACUUUUGGGGCCAAAUCCAGACUUUCUGUCGACGGAGAGCAUAGUCUAUGGACAGGAAGUGGCCCUUUGCCGGGAGAGGAAAGCGGCCCUCGAGAAGGAGCUGGGCGUCCGGAACAAGGAGCUGCAACAUUGCAAAGAGACGCUCCUGGUUUACCAGGAAGAGAGGGACCGGUUAAGGAGGAAGGUCAAGGAGCUGCAGGAGGCCCUUGUGGAAGAAGAGGCCCUCCAAGAAACAGCCUCCAGCCCUCUCUGCAAACAGGAUCAAGUGGCUGUUGCAACCCAGAGGUUCCUUCACUGCGUCCAAAGCGGCACCAGCAUCCAGCCUACGCAGGGCUUUUCCUCCCCACAAGUCUCUUCUCCAGCAGAAAUCAAUGGCAAAGACCCCCAAGAAGAGCAAAGGGACCAGCUGCACAGCUCCAUCCGGGGGCUCCAAGAGCUCAACCAGCUGCUGCGGGUGACUCUGGAGGAGACCAAGGGCCGCGCCGAGCGCAUCAGCCUCGCUCUUGGGUGCAGCGAGGCGGGCAGCACUGCAUUGCGCUUGGCCGUAAAGUACAGCGAAAACUGCUUGGAAGCCUAUGAAGCUCUCUUUUCACUGAGGACAGUGGAACGGGAAGAGGAAGGAGGAUCUCCUUGCGCAGGAAAACCCAGCGACUUGCCUCACCGGAUACAGCCAGCCGUGACGGAGAAAGCGCGGCGUUUCCUGCAGAGCCAUAGUGGAGUGGAGGGUGGGAGCGUCUUCUCUAAAGAGAGCCCUUCGGAGGAGAAUGGGGAUAGAAAGGGGCUCUUGAGGGCCUACAUCCAGCGCCUGAGAGGUGAGCAGCGCGCCCUGAAGCUACCUCCGUACCACCCAAAGGUCCGUGCUGGGAUCGAGGCCGGAGAGGCAGAAGAGGCACGGAAAACUCUGCAAGAGGCCCUCCCUUCCGGAAAUGCAUCCUACAUAAUGGAGAAGGCACAUUUGCUGGAGGAGCUGCAGGCAGCCAGGGGGGCCUUGGCGGAGCUAAAGGGCAGGCUGCACAUGGCAGAGAAGGAGAAGCAGCGGCUGGGGCUCCAGACCUACACCCUCCGUUCCCAGGAGGCUGCCUUCCAGCUGAUGGUGCAGAUCAUCCAGGAGGAACGGGAUGAGCUCCAAGGAAAACAACAGCAGCAGGCCCUCUCCUCUGGAGAAAGCAGUCCCACCAGCAGCAGUGACUCAGAGGAAUACGGACCAAGGGUCAGUUCCAAAAAGAAAAACUUUGGCAAGUCGGAAAAGCCCAAAGACCCAGAUCCAGAAGUUCAAGCGCUGGAGCUCCAGGAGGCUUUGCUUCGGCAGCGUGCUCUGAGAAGCCGGCUGGGCUCCCUCCUGCUGGAGUUGGAGGAGCAGGGUCAGGAAAGCCGGGGCCGGGCUGCGCAGGAGGCCGAGCUGUCCAGAGACCUCCUCCAGGCCCACAGCGCCUUGGGGAUGGCCUUCAGAAACGCCCGCCUGAAGCAGGAGGCCCAGGUGCAGCAGCUGGAGAGGCAGAUGUCCUCGAUGGGCCAUCGCCAUGCACUGCAGCUGCGGAGCCUGAUGAAGACUCUGCAGGAAUUGGGAGGCUCCCGGACUCUUCCGCAGGGGUUAAGGGUCACUCAGGGGUCCAGAGGGCAACCCUAGAAUGUGACUGCAGCCAUCUUUUAACAACUCAUGGAGGAGGUGGAGCCGGAUUACAUUCUAAUGCAACUCAAA
This is a messenger RNA of Anolis sagrei ordinatus, 2227 nucleotides long. NCBI's taxonomy places the organism in Eukaryota, Metazoa, Chordata, Lepidosauria, Squamata, Anolidae. The record is from RefSeq and is a predicted model, not a curated record.